CCCCAGCCCCAGCCGCAACCACUUAAUCCUCAAUCUCAACAACAACCUCAUACUCAAAUGCAAGCUCUACCUAAAGGGCCAACUCAACCACAGGUUCAACCUCUGGCACAACAGCAUCAAAACCAAGUCAACCCAGUGCAGCAGCUCCCACCUACUAUGCAACCUCAUGCCCAAAUUCCAUCACAAAUAUAUCCAGCUUCUGGUGCUCAUCCACCAUAUUCACAGACCUAUCCAAUGCAGCCUCAUUCACAACAAUAUGUGCAAGUGCCACAGUAUCAGCAGCCUCCCGCCCAGGUUCAUCCCCCUCCAUCUUCUCAAGCCCAACCACAUCCUCCUGUGCAACCACAACCUCAUUCACAACUCCAGCCGCAAAUAAAUGUGCAACAUCAUCCACAAUCUCAUGGCCAAUUGCGGCCUCCUCAGGUUGGCCAGCCUACUCAUGCACUGGGUCAGACCCUCCCUUCAACAGCCAAUGCAGUUUCAGGUUUCCAUUCCUAUCCACAAACCCAGAUCACGCAGCAAGUGGCUAUAGGGAUGUCACAGCAACCUCCAAUGUAUCCACAUCCUACUAGUGGGUCUACGCCUCUGGUUCAAACUCAUGGUCAGGUUCCUCAACCUCCCUUAAUGCGCCCACCUCUGGGUCUAAUCGGCAAUCAGCAACCGGGGCUGGUACCUACUCAAGGUCAAGUUCCUGCGCAAUCUCAACUUUAUGCUACUGCUCAACAAGCAGGACACUCAAUUCAGCAACAUCCUGUUCGGCCUAAUCAACAGCCAAUGUCUCAACAGUACAGUCAACAUCAUACAUUUCCUGGUCCAUUUCCGAGCCAAUCACACCAGCAAGGUCAUUUUACUCACCAGCAGCCGUUGCAGUCUCAAUUUCGCCCUCAAGGUCUUCCUAAUGUGGUGCCUCAAAGUUUGCAUGCGUAUAUUCAGCCACAGCAAAAUGCCACCUUACCACCUCCCCCACAACCUCAACAAUCUCAAACAUAUAUAGGAAGGCCUGGGAUGCAAAAUCAUGUCCAGUCGAUUUCACAGGCUCAUGGUGGAUAUAAUACUACAGCCCAGGUUAGACCUGUCCAGCCUGCUUUAAGCCAGCCGCAAAUAAAUCCAAGUUAUGGGAGCUACACGAGCAAUGAGCACGAGUCAAUGGAUCAGAAGAAACGGUUAGCCCUAGAGAGUAAAGGUGAUCUGUUACCUGACAAAACUUCAGGAAGGCCAGAAGUGGGAGUUCCUUACCAGGACAAUGCUCAAAAGGAUCUAAAUUCUCUUCCAGCCAAAUCAAUUGAUGACGAGUACAGACAGAGGGCCAGCAGUGAUAUAGAUGUUCAUAAGGGUGAUUCAGAUGAGCUUAUGGACAAAAGAACUGUUAAGGAAGAGGAAAAUGAGAAUUUUUUGAUGCCUAAAUCUGCUUCCAAAUCAGCUGAUGCAACAGUUAAGCCAGACAAAGAUGCCUGUGAUGAUGCUCCAAAAGAACUGGACCAGACUUUGGAAAAGCAUGAAUCUUCUGAUGCUGCUGAUGGUUCGAUUAAGAAACUGAACUCUGGAAGAGAUUCACAUGACUCUACCAUUGACAGAGGGGUUUUUCAGCAGUAUGGGCAUGGGAUGCCACCACCGAAAUAUGGACCGUCUGCGCAGCAAAGGCCCGUUGGUCCUAUGAUAAUAUCACCAGUGCAACCUGCAGGCAGUGCUUCUCAUGCCCAACUCCCUGGAUAUCCCCCCACUGCAAUGAUGCCUUCAGGGGAUGUGCCUCAGGCUGGUCAGCCAUUGAAUUCUCUUGAUCAUCAUCCACAAUUCCUGAAGCAGCCUAGUAGUGCCCCCCUUGGUGGUAUCCCUGGUCCAGGGUCUAUAACAACCUUUGCUAGGGGGCAUGGUCAUUUUCUUCCACCAGGUGAAUUCCCAGAGGGGAUAACGGGAAUAGGAAGAGCACCAUUAAGUGGUGCUGAAAUUCCUAGUGGAACACAACACUCAGUUAAUCCAGCAGAGGCUGAAAUGUUUCAAAACCAAAGGGUGAAUCGGUUUGAAGGAAAUCAACCAAACCCAUUUUCCUCUGGGUCUUUUGAGAAGGUUCCAUUUGGCCAACCUAGAAGUAUGGAAUCAGCUAGGGAUAAAAGGUUGAAGGCGCCUAUGGGGGAGCAUUUAAGUCCUUUGCCAGUGCCUCGCGAUCAAGGAUCAUGGCCACAUGACAAACCUCCUCGCGGAUUAGGAUAUGAUUCUGGAUCAAAAUUUGAGGCCAGUACCGGGGUUCCCCCUAACAGAUUAUUGCCUCCACAUCAUCCUCCUGGUUCGAUGCAUUUCAAGGAUAGUGGAGAAAGAGAAGCACCACUUGGUCCUCAUGACGAUGAUAGAAAAAGGGGAGGAUCUGGAUUUGGUGUGCAUCAUAUGGAUUAUUUGUCUGCCAGAAACCCUGAUGGGGAGUUAUUUAACAUUCCACCACGUGGAUUUGUAAGUCACUCAGGUUUUGAUGAUAUUGGUGGCAGAGAGCCCCGUCAAUUUAUUGAAGGGCCUGGACAUUUCAAUUUACCUUCCAAUCUAGCUGGCGGUUUAUACUCUAAUGGUAGGUUCCAAGCUUUGCCUGGCCAUCCACAUGGAGUAGAGACUGAUGGUCUUGGGGAUUUGAGAGGUGGUGAGCAUACUACCUUUGGUCGUCCUUACAAACAUGUCCAGAGUGGUGAUCUGUUUGGAAAAGACAUGCCUAGUCAUUUGCAUCAUGAUGAGUCUUUGGAUCCUCCGAAAUUACCAAGUCAUUUACGUUUUGAUAAACCUGCUGGCUUUGGUUCCUUCGCUGGCCAUGCCUAUAUGGGGGAGUUGUCUGGGUUUGGAGAUAUUCCUGGUUUUGGUGAAUCAAUUGGACGCAACAAACCUGGUAUGCCACGGUUUGGGGAGCCUGGCUUCAGGAGCAGGUAUCCUGUCCCGGCAUAUCCGAAUCACGGACUUUAUGCAGGUGAUGUGGACUCCUUUGAUAGACCAAGAAAGAGGAAGCCCACGAGCAUGGGAUGGUGCCGCAUUUGCAAGGUUGAUUGUGAAACCGUUGAGGGCCUAGAUAUGCAUUCGCAGACAAGAGAGCACCAGGAUAUGGCUAUGGAUAUGGUCAGGUCUAUCAAGGAGCAAAACCGAAAGAAACAGAAGACUUUUAGUGAUCGUGCUUCAGUUGAAGAGAAAGGGAGGACUAGAAAGGCAGUGUUCGAGAGCCGUGGUAGAAAGACUUGAGCUUGGGAUAGUAGAUAGGAAGUGAAAGGCUGUGUUUGAUGGUUGUAACUAAGCCUUCAGUCAAGCAUUUGCACCGCAAUGUUGCUGCCCUGUUGUUGGAAGAUGGUUUGGAUUGGAAGUUUCUGUGGCAGUUAAGUUGUUUUGCCCAUGGUUUUGAAAACUUAUUUUUCCUGUAUUAGGACAAUUAUGUCAACUUAGUCCUGGUGGAUCUGUAGCUAUAUUCUGCUUUUUCUUGCUUAUGCAACCUAGUUCAGGGAACGUUUCCUGCUAAUUAAAUGUUGCUAUGCGUUAGUUUCAGUUCUUAUGCGAGAGUUCCUAUAAUAUGUAUGCUGUGAUCUUACCUCUGUCUUCUAGUGCUCGUUCAUGCUUCGGGAAUGAAAUAGUAACUAAUUGUGAUGCUUCAUUGGAUAUGGGAUAGUGAAGACCUGAUCCUUAAAAUAAUAACCAUGGAAAUCAUAUCAAAUCAUACCUUUUUUUGUUAUUCCUUAAUUUUUGUUGGGUCAACAGAAGAUUACUUUUCCAUAAAGAAUUGGUAUAGAAGUUCUUCUGUCUGCUUCCUAACCAAAACGCUACCUUCUCUAUUUUGAAAAAAGAAAAAAAAAGCAAAACUGUAUGUGAAGAUCAGUUUUGGCCCUGACAGUGCACAGUUUGCUGUGCAGCAUCUCAAGUAAAAAGGGGCAUUGCCACAUUGGAAUGUCCCCUUCACUUUUCUUAACUAAAUAUUCACUUUGCGUAAGAGGGAUUCUUAUGGCCACUUUUGGGCUGCAGUGAUACAUAAAGCAGAGACGCACACAGUAUCCAGAAAGAAAAAAACUGCUGAGACACAAAGACAACCUGUGAUCCAUGAACGUACUAUACAGUUAGCAACUGGAGUUAAAAUAUAACUUCCGCUUUACAAUUUACCAUCCUAGUUUUUAGAAUAUGUAGAGAACUUGCAGUUUCUAGAAGUCUAAAUUACAUAAAAAAACUUGAAUGGAACUGGUUCUAGUGGAACUAAAUCAUAUUGAUGGUCCAUAUAGCUGACCUCAGCUGGCUUGGGAUUGAGGCGUAGCACUUGGUGAGACAUUCUUUUCAUUGCUUGGAGAUGCUUUUCUGGUCUUAACAUUGAAGUUCAGUUAGGGCGUCUUUUUUUGUUUUUCUAUGGUGUCUCCAUGGUUACUAAAAUUGACCAGUGUAUGAGCUGCGGAGUAAUGUACCAUAGCAACCAUUAGAUUGGUAUAUCAAUACAACUGUGCAAUAAUUAUUAUAAAAAUUUAAAAUUGGUGGCUCUCGGUUAACAGACUAUCAAUAUUAGAUUGCUGUUUUUCUUGAUUGAAGGGAGGGGGUCUGCAUUAUUUAAUGGCCAACCAAAAAAAAGACUAUGAAAAGACACAUUUAUACUCACAAGACUGAAAUCCCCUAGUUCAGAUGACAUGUAAAAUUGGCCGGUGUUUGAGCUGCGGAGUUAUGUACCAUAGCAACCAUUAGAUUGGUAUAUCAAUACUACUGUACAAUAAUUAUUAUGAAAAUUUAAAAUUGGUGGCUCUCGGUUAACAGACUAUUGAUAUUAGAUUGCUGUUUUUCUUGAUUGAAGGGAGGGGGCUUGUAUUAUUUAAUGGCCAACCAAAAAAAAGACUAUGAAAAGACACAUUUAUACUUAUAAGACUGAAAUCCCCUUAGUUCAGAUGACAUGUAAAUGGGGGUUUGGUCGAAGGAGAUCAGUUAGUGAAGAUAAUUAAAGCUUGUUCUUCAUAAUACACAAUCCUUUGAACUUUGAAUAUAAAAUGCAUAACUUCUGUGUAGGGGGUUGGGAGAAGCUUCUCCUGGCCAUUGUCUUCUGCCACACAGCAGUUUUAAAAUUUGUUUUUACUAUAGGGGUCUUUUGUUGUGUAUCUCUUUUAGUACUUGCCUGCAGUUUUAUUUUGUGAUGUUCUCUCAUGCCUUGAGGAUGCAUCAUAAUUUUCAUGGUUCUUUACUCGUUAAUAUUGGAAUUCCUGACUCCCUCUGGCCUAGGUUUGUUAAGCUAAUUUGUCUAUUGCACAAGGUUAUUUCACUAAGCUAGGUUGCUAAUGUUUCGAUCUCUCCAUUCUUGGGACUGGUUACCUGACAGAUGUAGCUUAGUUGUAAAGACUAGGUUUUAAUGAUGGAAAAUAUUCUUGAAGUUGAUCUGGUAUUAUUAUGAUAUUGAACCUCUUUUUGAGAAACAUCUACGAAGUUCUCUGGUCAUCAUAAUUUGAAUACUUUGCAGGAUGUUGACCAUGUAUUUAGGUUAUUCUUUAUUAAGACUUUGAUUCGUUCUAUAUCAUCAAAGUGGAAUUUAGCCAUAAGACCAUACAGGUUGCUGAAACAAAAUUGAUGGACAUACAAUCAGAGGCGAAUCUAGGAUUUUUUAAAUAUGGGUGCACCAAGAAAAAUGUAUUAAGUGGGAAUUGAUACUCAGUCUUCAAAGUCAAAAGCUCAACAUUUAACCAUGUGGACCAACUAGGCUUUUUAUAGUACGGAUGCAAGAAUAUAAUAUUAUACAAAUGUUAGAAAAUAUAUACAUAAAAUAUCUAAUUUUACGAAGAGACCACGGGUUCGGGUGCCCUAUUUUUUGCACCUAAAUUCGCCACUGCAUACAAUGUCAGUGUACUAACAUAAAGGAAAGCCACCGAACAGAAAGUAAUAAAGACGGUCUAUGACAGUCCAUACUAUAACAAAAUUGAUGGACAAACAAUUCAACAUCAUCGUAAUUAACAUCAAGAAAGAACAGGGUACAAAAAGGAGGCUAUAAUCCUUCACGGCAACACUAGUGUAAAGAACUGUGAACAAAAAGGAACCAGGAUCUGUUGGAGACGUGGAUUUUCACAUAUUUAAUAAUCUCAGUUGUUGUCUAUGAUGGAGGGUUGAUGUUGAUAUGGAGAGCUGGAGACCACGACUAAGAUUCCUGAAUAUAUGAUUAAGAGGUCAUAAAAAGUGUUUUCUGUUGCAGUUUUUUUGUUAAAUAUGUAUGAGCCAUUUUUAUUUUAGUUUUUGAUCAAAAGGGGUGUAUGAGCCAUUUUUGAUAAAUAAGAAGUGUUCCCAAAUCGUUGUUGUUAAUGAUGCCUGUAGUUUUGACAACAAUUGCUUGAUAUAGGUUAAACCAUGGAGCUUCAUAAACUUUAGUGCCAGAGACACGAUGCAGAGUUUGUAGAUUGAGGUGCUUUCUUAGUAUGUGUUACAGGAGCAUAGCAAGGUUACAUCUAACCAUCUAAAAGGAUAAGGGAGCCUUUUGUAUUCUGUGUUAAUCUGACUAGGAACUUGUAUAUAUGAGCUUUUAGUCAGGUUAUGGAAUCCAGUUCUUUGCCUUGGAACACAUGCAUGUGCUGCUUUUGAAGUGUUUUUGUUAAUACUGUGUUAUGCAGAAAGCCAGAAACUGGGAUAUCUGACGAGCCAAAACAUUACUGAAUUUUGCAUAUACUAACUUGCUUUCUUUCCUUGCUCGAUUUUGGGGGGAAGCCUAGGUGAAUGUUAAGUAAUAAAAAGGGCGAACUGCAGUUGCUGUACAGCAUAUUAUGUAGUAAACAUGCAAAAUAAGCAAUGGUAGUUCAUAUUGCUAAAAAAUAGUUUAGCAAUGUUGCAAGCAGGAACUCCAGUUCCACAUGGGAAAAUUAGUCUAGCUAAGUGCAGUACCACUAUAUUCUGCUGGACUAAUGUUGACAGGAUGAACCCAAUGUAAGAUCUUCUCAAUUGCACGACGAAGCAGCUAGACAUCCCUGAGGGAUCCUUUGUCAUUAAUUAGGAGUGGUUACACAUUUCAACUUCCAUUGCAGGCUGUUUAUGGAAGUACAACCAUCAGGAAGAAUGUUGUAGUAUUUGUUUGUAAAAUAAAAAGGGGAUCCUCAAUGUAGGCAGUGCUUUUAUUUUUCUACCUUUGUUCUUUGAUAAACAAACUCUUUAAUCUUUCCCUUCAUUUUGAUAUUAGAGCUGGAAGAGUAAAUACAGCUCUAAGUUAAUUUCACCCUGUAAAGGCUGUUGUGGGAUGUAUUAGUUACAGUAAGUAAAGAUGAUUGAUGUGAAGAUAUGUACACUUUUCUUCAAGUUAAAGCAAAUGAUUUGUAAAUG
Messenger RNA from Solanum tuberosum (potato), 7269 nucleotides. RefSeq names its product trithorax group protein osa-like. Lineage: Eukaryota; Viridiplantae; Streptophyta; Magnoliopsida; Solanales; Solanaceae. The coding region runs from base 58 to 3207 and encodes 1049 amino acids. The transcript has 6 exons. The record is from RefSeq and is a predicted model, not a curated record.